AUGCUUGCAAAAUUCGCACUCGAAAAAAAUGAAGACUAUAUAGGAUAUAUGACAUCAUUUAUAUUCUUCAACAUUAUUGAAAGUCUUUGUUACCCAUUACCUGAACAUCCUCAUCGUCAACAUGUAUUUAGUUUAACCACUCAUACUGGUGAUACAUAUUGUUUUCAGUCAUCUAAUCAAUCUGAAUUAGAUCAUUGGAUUCGUACUAUACAUUAUCAUUGUUCAUUAAAAACAAAUGAAAAUUUAUUAAAAAUAACAAUAAAAGAAUUAGAAGAAAAUAUUGAACGUGAAAAUAAAAUGCGUAAAUUAGGUGAAUUACAAUUAAAUUCAUCAACAAGUCAAAAAGUUCGUUUACUUAUAUCAAAACAAAUUGAUUUAUGGGAAAAAAAUUUAGAAGCAUUUCAUAUUGAUUUAUUUCGUAAUAAAUGUUAUUUAUGUGCAUUAACAAAUGAUCGAGAUUUACCAAAUCCAAAAGAUUUACUUUCACAAGCAUGUCCAACAACAAAAGCAACAUUACAUAAACUUGCUGCAUUUGCACCAUGCAGUUUUUACGCAUGUAUUGCUGCACGACGACGAUUAGAUCGUCAUAGAUCAAAAUAUAAAUUUUCUAAUACAAGUAUGAAAGAUAGUCAACAAAAAGAACAACAAACAACAUGUUAUUUAACUACACCAACAAAUUCUAUAGAUCCUAUUGAAUCACCAACAGUAUCUGAUCUAACUAUUUUACAAAUGGUUACAUGUGAUUCCAAUCCUGAAAUGAGAACAAUUGUAUCAAUUAGUGAAAUGGGGACUGUUGGUGAAUUAUUACAGCGUGUAAUUGAUAAAUUAGGACUACAAAUCGAUGAUCAUUUUCUAUAUUUUCAUUCAACAACCUCGCAUGGAUUUGUACCAAAUCGAAAUGAUAAACUCAAUAGUCUUACUUAUUCAUCAAUUGAAAUACGACGCAAAAUCGUAUAUCAAAUAACAUUAAAUAAUCAACUCGAUCUGUCUGGCAUUGAAAUUAUUACUGAAUUAUAUCGCGAAUAUUCAUUACAAGUUAUUGUAUCCAAUGUCAAAAAAGGAAGUGAAAGCGAACGAUUAGGAGUUAAAGAAGGUGAUGAAAUAGUUAUUGUAAAUAAUUCAAUUGUACAAGAUCUUAGUCUUGAUACACUAGAUCAUUAUUUUAAUCGAAUCCCAAUUAUGUUAACACUUCGUUCAUCAAGGUUAAUUGAAUCAACUAAUGAUCCAAGUCGUAAAUUUGAUUUUUCACAUACAAUUAUUCAAAAUUUAAUAUGUCCACCACCACCACCACGUAUUGAAAGAUUAUCAAGACAAGAACUUCGUGAACUUAUUGUCCCCAAACCUGAUUCAGCUUAUCCAAAUGAAAUCACAUUAUCUGUUAAUAACGAUACAAAAGAAAAUGAACAAAUACCAUCAUCAUCAUCGGCAGCAGCACUUGAACGUUUAUUAAAAAAUGUUGAUGAAAUAAGUCGAUAUUGUCGACCAACAACUACUAUAUUAAAUACAAAUACAGAACAGAUAAAUAUCAUAAAUCCAGUACCACGUAUUAAAGCUCUUUCAAAUGCACAACGAUUACGAAAAGUUAUUUUUGAAUUAGUCGAAACAGAAAGAUCUUAUGUACAGGAUAUGCAACGCUUACUCGAACGAUAUAUUGAACCAUUACGUGAUGAUUCAAAACUGUUACCUGCUGAUGCAAUUGAAUCAUUAUAUGUUAGUGUUAAAUCAAUUCAUCAAUUACAACAAACAUUUCUUAAGCGUCUUGAAUCAAAUAUUCCAACGGAAAUACUUGCUUAUAAUGCUACUCAUGAAUUUCGUGAUAUUCUUAUAUCAAUAGCUGAUACAUUUCUUUCAUAUUCUCAAUAUUUUAAAUUAUAUUCAACAUUUUGUGCUAUGCAUUUGAGAAUGAAUCGUUUACUUGAUAUUCAUCAAAAUAAUCAACAUUUAAAAGAAUUUCUUGCUGCACGUAAUCCACGUCAUCAACAUUCAUUAUCAUUUGAAUCUUAUUUAAUAAAACCAGUUCAACGUAUACUUAAAUAUCCAUUACUUAUACAACAAAUGUUAAAUUAUUUAAAUUCAAAUGAAAAUAAUUCUAAUGAACAAUUAUUAUCUACAGAAACAUUGAAAUUGAAACAAGCUAUUACAAUGAUGAAUAAUAUUGGUGAAUAUAUGAAUGGUAUGCAACAACUUUAUGAAGAAUUCGGACAAUCAUUUGAAUAUAUAACUAAAACUUAUAGUGAAGAACAUAAUAAAACAUUACAAUUAAAUUUGCCUGAUCUAUAUGCUUAUGGAGAAAUUGAUUGGAUUAAUAUGCAUUUAUUUCUUCUUGGAAAAAAUCAUCAACGCUUAAAAACAUACUGUUUUGUUUUUCGUAAUGGAUGUCUUUUAAUAGUACGUGAACAAUCAAAUAAGAAAAAACAAGAUUUAUUAUCAAUCUAUAAAGGAAAUAAAAUAAUAUCUGAUCGAUUUAUUCGAUUUAUUCCAAUGGAAGAUAUUAAUGUUGAGUUAAUAGAAAAUGAUGAUACUAAAGAUAAUAAUAUUUCUAUGUGGCAAUUAACUCAAACAGAUUCAAAAACUCGUUUAAAAACAUAUUUUCGAUUUGCCAAUAAAGAUGCUCAAACAUUUGUUAAGACAAUUAAUAAUUGUAUUUCUUCAAUAGCAACAACAGUCGAGUGGCGACAAAAUGCAUAUGAUCGUACAAUAACAAGUAUACGUAAUUCUGAACCAUCAUAUUUAACAAAAAAGACUUCUUCUUCUUCGCAACGUUUAUCAUCAAGUCGUUCAUGUAAUGUUUUAUUAACAUCGAAUUCAAGAUCAUUAAAUCAAAAGUCUGAUAAUAAUCGACAAAGUCCAUCACCUAUUUGGAAACGACGUACAACACCUAUUCGAAGACAACCGUUAUCAAUGAAUAUUCGACAAAAAACACUAAGAAAUUCGACUGAUUGUUAA
Molecule: messenger RNA, 2946 nt
Organism: Rotaria sp. Silwood2
Lineage: Eukaryota; Metazoa; Rotifera; Eurotatoria; Philodinida; Philodinidae
Source: the annotation of a GenBank genome assembly